Messenger RNA from Opisthocomus hoazin, 4329 nucleotides. The record is from RefSeq and is a predicted model, not a curated record. Lineage: Eukaryota; Metazoa; Chordata; Aves; Opisthocomiformes; Opisthocomidae.
AUGGAUGACCAACAAGAGCAGGAUUGUGCCUCAGAAGACCAAGAAACUAUCCUGAUUAAUGGGGUGAAAGAAAAUGAAGUGCACGCCCUGGACGGCGACGAGAGGCCUUGCACCACUGCCGAGGCCGCGGUCACGUUCUCGGCCUUGACGACCGCUCCGAAGGAAAGCCACGUGUGCCACCGGGCGCUGCCGCCUGCCCUGACGUCGAAGAAGCCCUGCUUGCUGAGCCCGCCGUCACCGCUGAGGCUGACGGAUGUCCCCGAGCACGCCUCGGAUGACUCCUCCGCCCACGCCAUCUCCCUCACGUCCUGCGUGACCAAGGGCAUGAGCUCCUGGUCGCUGCCGGGUGACUGCGAGAAGGCUCCCUUCACCAUGAUGGAGCCCGGAGGCAUGUCGGCGCUGACGGGUGACUGCUUGAUGCAGCCGAGCCGGACCUGUCUGGGCUGCUUUAUUGAAUCCAAGGAUGGCAUUGAUGCCGAGCCGGGAAUAAGCUUGAAAGUGGGGGAUAUAAAUAGGGAUUAUGACACCUGUUCGGUCUCUGAUAUAGGGAUUCACUGCAUGAGCACAGGAGAAACCAUGAGAUAUGGGGAUCAGCUGCUUUCAGACCAGCUUUUAAGCUUCCCUAUGCAUAAAUCGAGGGCAGCGGACAAAAGGGAUGCAGAAAAAUCUGACAGCGAUUCGGAGGACCCCACUCAGAAAAAUUAUUACGAGGGAUUACUAUUAGACAAGUGCAAUGGUGAGGAACCUUUACUAACAAAUCCCAACCAGGAAUGGGGCUAUUUUGAAUCUUUCAUUAGUGAAAGUAAAAUUGAGCUGCUUGACCUCUGCUCCAAAAAUGAGCUUUCUGUAAAUCUGUUUUCCGAGGAAGACGUGGAUAACUACAUGUUUGAUGACGACGAUUCCACCUUGGGGAGCGAUGUCUGCUCCCUAAAGAUUAGAUACGAAUCUUUCCAGGACAAUGUGCGGGAGAAGACCAGCACCUUACAAGAGGACGCCCAGUUCAACUUCUUCCCCAGCGUGUUCGGCAGCUGCACCAAAAGGGACAGCAGGAGCACCCUGAAAAGGGGGCCCGGCGGUGCCACCGACCCUUCUCAAUUCAAAUCUGAGGAAGGCAUCAUCUGGGGGGAGGAGGAGGAGGAUGGCGAGGAAGAGGACGGCGAGGAGGAGGAGAAAGCUGCCUUAAAUAAAUCUUGCAACAGCACGGAGAUGGUGCAGUACGUGGGCUCCAAGAGGAGCCACUUCUUGGACUCGGUGAAUUCCACGGAGGACUCCGGGGAGUUCAGCGACGACAGCACUUGCACAGAGUCCUCCUACGACGUGCUGCGGGAUAUCAAGGACUGCAGCCGGUACCUGUCCCGCGACCACUCUGGCUCCUUCAUUCAGCAGAACUACGGGUUGCGGGCGAAGAGGAAAGUGCGAUACAGCGACGACUACCUGUACGACGUGGACUCCAUCGAGAACGAGAAGAUCCUGGACAAGAAGGAGUGGCUCCCGGAUGGGCCCAAGGAAGAGGACGAUGACGAGUGGUGCCCCAAGAAACGGCGAAAAGUCUCUCGCAAGGAGCCCCCCGUUAUCAUCAAGUACAUCAUCAUUAACAGGUUUAAGGGGGAGAAGCAUAUGCUGGUGAAGCUCAGCAAAGUGGAUGCCAACGAGACAACUGUUACCCUAAACGAGGAGCUGCUCAGCAAAUACGAGAAGCUGGCCCCGCUGAAGGGCUUCUGGCAGGAGAGGCAGCAGAGCCGGCUGGAUUUGCUCAGAUCGUCUCUCUACCACAAGCAGAAUUUCUAUCUUAACGGCUCAGAUGCUUCGUUCCUCCCUCACCCACGGAAGCGAAAAUGCAAGCUAGCAAACAGGCACCGGAUUCAAAGAAUUAAAGCCAUCGAGCAAUCAGUGAACAAGCUGGGCUCCUGCUCCUCUGAUCACAAGCAGCCUUGCGGCAGUAAAGAGGAUGUGGGCCUGAAAGGGCUGCCGGCGUUAGCCAUCGCCACCCCCGGCUGUGCCAACGGAUUACACGUCAACGACAUCGCGGGCAUCGCCGCCGUGAAAUGCAAAUCGCAGGAGCGGGAGCACAAGGGGACGGAGAGGAAAGUGCUCCGCAGAAUCAAAUUCAAAAGCGAAGCCAGGUUGAAGUGUAAGAAGAUCAAAGCUGCCACCGGUGCGGCGGAGGGCUCCCCGGUGCUGGAAAACCAGGACCCCGCAGCACGGCUGAAGGAUGAAAACGUUCCUUGUGCUUCAGACAGCUCCCAUCUCCCGGAGUGCCACGAGGAGAAGGUUGCUAAAAAUUCUCCUUUCCUACCAUCCACCUCCUCUUCAGACAAGCCUCUGCCAUCUGCUAAUAUCACCACCAAUGUACCCCUGAUCCCUGGAGGGUAUCUGCAGACGUUGUUAGAUGCUUCUGAUUUGUCAAGCAACACUGGCAUCUCCUACUUCGCCCAGCAUCCCUCCGAGCAGCAGCAGCACCCGCUCCCCAGCAUCGUCCCGGCGGAAAACCUCCCCGCCUCUGGAUACGCUCAAGUCAACCUGAAUAGCAGCAAAUUGCUCUACCAAAAAAAUUACAUGCCGGAUAGCCAACAAGUGCAGUCAGAUGAUUCUUAUCAGUCAUGUCAUUUUAAUAACGGCGAGGGGCGCUUUCAUUUCCAGCGAGGUACACUAAGUACAGACGAUGGCAGGCUCAUUAGUUUCGAUUCAGUGGGUUCGUUGUCAGUUAGUUCUAGCAAUUACAGUUCUUUAAGUUUAAAGUCUUGUGAAAAGGACGGCGAGGAUGAUAUUAAUGACGAUUUCUUGGCCCACUGCAGUCCCAAGCUAGUGAUCCAGCAGAGCAUAGAUGAAAUCACCCCGCUGAAGGAGUCCACGGACCUUUUAGACAUUUCCAACUUCACGCCUGAUAAGUUCCGCCAGUCGUCGCUGUCGGAGAUGUCCCCGCCGGACACUCCCAACCUGUCCCCGCAGAUAGCUGGCUCUGACGCCAAGCCCCUGGGCACCCUGAAGGGCUUUCAGGAGAACCCCCAGGCCACCCUCAACAGCUCUGAGAAGGUCAAGUGGAACUGCGGGGUCCUGCAGACCGAGGAUCAGGCAGAUAAUGGGUUUGCUUUAAAUAAUCACCAGUUCCAGUUCCAUAUGUUCAACGAUGAAGAUUCUGUCAGCCUUCUCGAAAAGAGUCCAUGCUUGUCAACGUUUAAUGAGCCAUCUGGUCAAAUUAGCACCAAUAGCAAAGUGUCAAAAUCAAAGAGGAAAAGUUCAUCCAGCAAGAAUGCGGGUACAAACCAAAGCUCUUCCCAGAAAGCCACCCGGAAAAAAUCGCCCAAGACCAACAAAGCAACCGAUAAGCCGCAAGGGAAGAACUCCAGGCAGGCGCCCAAAUCUGCCAGGAAAGGGAAAAACGUGGCGGGAGUCAACGGCGAGAAGGCUCCGGCCAUUGGCGGCAGGGUGGUCAACCAGCUGAGCAACACGGCCACCGCCACCAAGGGCCUCGCCGAGAGCACUCCCCAUUGCAGCCCGGCCGGGGUGAAGCUGGGCAAGCACAACGGGCUGUCCGGAGAGUGGGCGCUGGGAAAAGAGGGGAGCACGGGCUGGUCGGAAGCCAGCCUGGGCAACGCCACCAGCCUCCUGGACGAUGAUCAGAGGGAGUUUGAGGAACCUUCCAACAUCUUGUCCAACAUUGCGUCGGGCAUGGCGGACGUCCAGAGGUUUAUGAUGGCCUCCAUCGAGCCCUUGUGGGGGCCCGUUGGCCACAACAGCGUUCCAGACAUAUUCCGAUCACCGGAGUCCAACAGCCUGAAACUGAAAACCCUUAAAAUUUUGGCAGGGACAUCCCAAGAGUCGAAGAAGAAGGCGAACGGCGGCUCGCCGGGAGCGGUGAAGAACCACAAAUCGAACAACAAGGGCUCAAGCAAAAACGGCAAAGCCGCAACCUGCGACCCCGCUCGCCCCAACUGCUCGACCGGGUACGCCACGGACAUUCCCGCUCCCUUUUUUGAUAAAAACUAUAGUAACCUGAGCACUUUAGGCAAUAACGGACCUACCCAUAAAAAACUCUACCGUCACAAAUCCAGUUCGAAAUCACUGAGGGAUGAGAACUGUAAAAUAAAGCGGACGGACCGCGAGCAGCCCCACAAGGACCCACCCGUGACAGCUGCUUUUGAGAAGCUGAGGGAAUCAGACUCCGUUCUUCUUAAAGCAGAAACAGCGUUUUUGGGUUUUCCUCUGUUUGAAGAAGAGACUCCCUUUUCUCGAAAGACGCUUGACGUUUGUUUCUUUUUUGUUGGGGUUUUUUCCCCCCCCCCGUCUUCUCGAAAUCUGCCUUGUGGUACGUUGAAAUGUGAGUGCUGA